AUGCUUUUCAGAACCCUUUUCCUUCUUACUGCAGCGCGGUAUGCGUAUGCCGAGUGUAAAUGCACUCCAUCCGAUGACUGCUGGCCUACACAAUCAGAAUGGAGCUCCCUGAAUAAAACUGUCAAGGGAAAGCUCAUUGCCAACAAACCCCUCGCCCUGCCAUGCUACAAAGGCGCGGACUACGAUGCUCAACUCUGCGAGACAGUCACCGCAAACUGGUCUAGCUCCUGGUUCUUGGAGGAAUCCCCGAUCGGGUAUAGCUAUCCAGUCCUACAGACCUGUACUCCGGGGAACUCUUCUUUCAAUCCGGUGUGUGACUUAGGUACUUCACCGGCUUAUUCCAUCAAUGCGACGAAUGAGAACGACAUCGCGGCUGGGAUCAAGUUUGCCAAAGACAACAACGUGCGACUGGUGAUUAAAAAUACGGGUCAUGAUGUUGUGGGAAGAUCCCAAGGUUACGGCAGUUUAUCUAUCUGGAUCAAGCAUCUUAAAGACGGGAUCCACUUUCAAAAGCAAUACAGUUCAUCUACCAAGUGUAGCUCUAGUUGGACUGGAACUACUCUGACCGUUGGCGGUGGAUAUGUCUGGGACGAUGUUUACACCGAGGCAGCCAAGCAUGAUGUUAUUGCUGUUGGCGGCAGUGAUAGGUCCGUCGGAGUGAUUGGCGGUUACCUGCAAGGGGGCGGCCAUGGUGCUGUGAGCCACGACUUUGGCCUCGGCACCGACCAAGUCCUCGAGUAUAAGGUCGUCCUCGCAUCCGGCGAAAUCGUCACAGCCAACGAAUGUCAGUAUACGGAUCUUUUCAUGGCUCUCCGAGGAGGUGGUGGCGGUACCUACGGCGUUGUUGUAUCCGCAACUAUCAAAGUACACCCAACACGCCCGGUUCUCAUGCACACUUUGAGCGUGUCGGCCGUGGGGAAGAACGUGUCCAGCUUCCAGAGCGCCAUUGCAGACCUACUAUCUAGUUACCCUAACCUUUCCGACGGAGGGUUCUCUGGCGACGCACUAAUGGAAGCGACCGCCUACCAGCAUACCUUCGCAAAAUUGCUGAGCAGCAACGCCACCGAAGAAGACGUCGAAUCCGGCAAACAAACUAUAAAGCAGCACAUCAUUGAUCACCUGAGCCCCAUGAACGGAACACAGGUGAACGUACUAUCGACCUUUACCCAGUUUUCCAACUGGCAAGAGUUCUUCCUCGGCAGUGGGACUCAUUUGAAUCCAACGGGAACCAGCACAGUUCUUCCAUCUCGGUUCUUUGACAAGAAAUCGUUAGUUUCCAAGCAAGAAAAUCUGAAGAACCUGAUUCGCACUAUUUUCACCACUCCAAGGUCGGAAGCAAAGCCUAAAGCCGCAGCCUUGGAGCUCUGUCUUGUUGGUGGCGGCAAAGUGCUCGAGCCGACACCGCUCACAUCUGUGAAUCCAGCAUGGCGCAAGACGUACCUGCUAAUGGAACUUGUUGAAACCUGGUAUGAGAAUAAUUUCUCAAGGCAAUCGGUACUUGAAAAGGCGACGAACCAAAAAUUGAAGGCGAUGAAGGAUAUCACACCGGGCAUGGGCACUUAUCUUAAUGAAGCUGAUCGGAAUGACCCUGAUUACAAGCACGACUGGUAUGGUGAUAUGUAUGAAUGGCUUUCUUCUGUCAAGACGAAGUACGACCCAGAGGAUGUGUUCUGGUGUCAUCACUGUGUUGGUAGUGAUAGAUGGGAGGAGUCGACUGGUGGAACGGUUUAUGGUCCAUUGUGCAAGACCAAUUAG
Messenger RNA from Aspergillus steynii IBT 23096, 1755 nucleotides. RefSeq names its product FAD-binding domain-containing protein. Gene Ontology annotation, molecular function: oxidoreductase activity; FAD binding. Lineage: Eukaryota; Fungi; Ascomycota; Eurotiomycetes; Eurotiales; Aspergillaceae. The record is from RefSeq and is a predicted model, not a curated record. Bases 1 to 1755 code for a protein of 584 amino acids. The transcript has 4 exons.